Messenger RNA from Micromonas commoda, 776 nucleotides. RefSeq lists its product with no specific name. The record is from RefSeq and is a predicted model, not a curated record. The transcript has a single exon. Bases 232 to 723 code for a protein of 163 amino acids. Lineage: Eukaryota; Viridiplantae; Chlorophyta; Mamiellophyceae; Mamiellales; Mamiellaceae.
AGGGUCCAGCCCCCCAGAGGUUUCAACGACAGGGCGAUCGACGCCCACGCGAGCAGCUCCGUGUACGUUCCGGGCGGCGGGUUCGGCGCGGGGGACGAAUUGAACCAUCCCCAGCGACGCCGGCAACAACGUCACGACUGGAUCGGCGACGAGCACCAACGUCGUCACGAACGCGCCGCGCGCUCCGAGGACGAGGACGAGGCGCCGCCGUUCUUCCCUUGCGACGAGUUCAUGGGGCCCCGCCCUGGCUGGUGCUUCAAAGCCGAUCGCCACGGUUUGGGGUACUACAGGGAUCCCGUUCAGGAGAGGCGAGAGCCGGAGGUACCGCACCACAGGGCGACGAGAAACGCAGACAGGGACAAGCCAUCGCCGCUCUAUCACGCCGGCGAGGAAACCGAGGAACCAACCUACGGGCACCACCACCGCGGCGGGCGUAGCGCGACGCACCACGGCGGCGAUGGCUCACAGAACCGCGGUAACUCCAUCGGGACGAGGCCGGUCGUCAGGCAGAGCAAGCUCUUCAGAAGGCACGAGAGCGGCAACGCCAUGAAGGACAUCCUGGGCAACGGCGGCGCGAUGAAGUGGGACGAGAAUCGCAUGCAGGGGGGCUACUCCGGCGCGACGUACGAUCACGAGGCGCACAACGACGCGCUUUUGAGGCAGCACGAGCAGGCUUCCAUUCUCAGAGAGGUGCUCAGCGAGGUUCGCGGCGGGCAACGAUGAUGAAAGGGACGCGCGUCGUCGUCGAAAGAAUAUUGAUGCGUAAACUAACACUU